AGCUUGCAUAUUACAUGCUUCCCUGCUACGUGUCCUUCCAUCUCACCAGCGCAAGAACUACUACCUCCCUUGAAUGAAUUAACAUUAAGUGUGUUUAGUGAACUAACCUGCAACAUUUAAUGCCGUCCCAACGUUUCUGAGGCGGUCCUCGGUCUAGUCAUGUUUUGUAGUUCCUGGUCGCUGGUGUACUAGAAGUAUGACAUAGUGCUUUUACGCGAGGACAGUAUGAAAAUUUUAGUCUCCUGGUUUUCCCUAUCCCUUAUUACUACGUGAAACAAAUGAGAUAAGUUGUAGCUGCAGUAGGGAUCUCGAUAAAGUCGAAAUCAAGAUAGUAUCAAGGCGACCAGCAGCAACAUGGAGUCCUCGGAGGAGGAAGCCGAAUCCUCGGUCCUUGAGUCAGCCGCCGGAUCGGGACAUCAUCAUCAUGACCCCGUCGUGCUGGAGGCAGCCGCUGUCGCGGGGUAUCAGUAUCAGUAUUACGACCCCGCAGAACAACUUGCAGCCGCCGGCGCGGGGUACAACUAUCAGCCUCAGUAUUUUUACGACCCCGUGAAUCAUCAACAAGCAGCCGCCGGUGCGGGGUACUACAACAACUUCUAUGAGUAUCAAAAUCACACCCCUGGAGGUGCACCGGAGCAAAUAUCCGCCGGCGCGGGGUAUGGGCGGAACCGCAAGGAAAAUCACAACGAGCGGAUCACGAACCGUGUCUGUUGCCUCGACGACAGCUUCCCCUUUGGGCGAUGCGGCUGCGACAAGCGCAAGCAACCUGUGCCGUCGCACAAGUGCUGCUGCGCCCCGUGCGUCUUUUUGAACUACGAGGGCUGCACGGUGCUAACCUUCUGCGCCUUCACUCCCUUCUUCUACUUUUGCAGCAUGUGCUACGGCGCCUGCUGCUACAAGGCGCCGCUGUUCGGUAUCGACUACUGGCCUACGGGCGGGUACUACAACGACUUAGUGGGCGGCGGUGGGGUGCUCGGGGCGCCGGUAGUCGUGGAAAGAGACCCAAGCAAGAGACUGUUGCAAGCGUCAGUGAGGCAUAAUCAGGAUCAUGGUACUAGUACGUAUGGGACUACGAGUACCAUAAUAGGAUCACCUGGACCAACGCCAAGACCAACCGGCGCCGCGACUAGCAUGAGAGAGACCAACAUGGGCGUAGUAUCAACUCCUGGUGUUAGUAUAAUUUCGAGGGCGACCGGAGUAGGAUCUCCUGGUCAACAACAACAUCUGCAAGGAACUACUGCACCAAGGCCUUCUGCCGCACAACAGAUCGGAAACAGAGGAACUAUGGCCUUCGGAGCUGGUGGAGCAAGUACAACUACAGCUCCACGUGCGAAAGGACCGCAGCGACUCACCGUAGUGAACUUCGCCCACGGACCCUAUGCCAACGAGCUUCUGCAGGGGAACAAUAGAGGGUUGGUGAAUAUGAAGACUGUACAACCUGGUGGCAGCUCUCCUUCGCAACAACUUCCGAAAGCGAAAAGUACAACGGUAGUUAGCUUCUCCCAUAUCAAAUGCAAAAAUGUCUGGGUCUGGAAGAGUGCGCGAUUUGUCAUGCAGCUUUUCCCUGACCCAUGAGAUCUGGAAUGGAGGACCUAGCAUGACAGAUUCUGCGCGAUCUCUCUCAUGCCUAUCCUGCAUGAGAUACUCCCUCCCGACUUGAUCAAAACUGGACGACUUUUGGUAAUCAUGCAACACAGAUUUUUGCAUGAUUCAGAUUUAGCAUGACAAGUUGCAUUCUUCCAGACCCAGACAUUUUUACAUUUGAUAUCCCACGGCCCUCCGCAAAAACUCACGGACCGGGAGCUGCUGUUCUCUAGCGACUCCGUAUCAAAAGGAAAAAUCCCCCCUCCCCAUAUCGAAACCGAAAUUUGUGAUGCUGUAUCUGAGUACACAAAUCAGCUCUGUAUUGCAGUAAGGCACUGCAGGUAAAGCCUAAGCCUGCGUAGGGGUGAUUUGGUGUAGGUGCUUAGCAUAGCAAAUGCCUGCCAUGUAGGCGCAACAGCAUUGCAAAUCGCUUGCAUAAGACGGCACACUCUUUGGGUUUGCUCUCCUGCAAGAGAGACAGGAUUUGUGGCCUCAAAUCAGCAUCACAAAUUUUUAGAAGCAUACCCUUUCAGUAUGGGGAGGGGGGAUUUUUCCUCACAAUACUCCGACCGGGAGCACCAUAAUUACAACAACGCGUAUAGAAAUUUCGGACAGCCACAGCUACGAGGUGCUGGAAUGGCCGGUGUCCAACGAACCCAAACCGCACCGCAACUAGGAACAACUACUGCAAAUAGAAAACGCUCGAGUGAGGACCCUCACCAACAACUCUACCCCUCCGCCCUCCCGCUCUACGCGCAGGGCGAUCGCAUCCAGAGUUCGCAGCUUCUGUCCAGUUUUGAACCGAGUAUGGGGAGUUAUUUGGAGAGGCAGCAACCAGCGUACUUUUCCGCGCGAGGUGGUAAUAAUGCAGGGAUGUUGGGGGGCAACAAGAGUGCUGGGCAGCAAGUAGGGCAAGGGCAACAUCAAAAUAGUACAAUUGUGAUUGAUCGCUAUCAAAUGCAAAAAUGUCUGAGUCUGGAAGAAUGCAAGAGUGUCAUGCUUGUCUGGCAUGCCUCGAGAAUCUGUGUUGCAUAGGCACGAAAAAGUCCUCUUACCUGUCAUGCAAAAACGCAGUUUGCCAUGCGGAAUACGUAAGACAUGGCAGCCAAAAAAUUUGUCAUGCGUAGCUGCGUACUGCAGUGCGUCUAUCAUUCACUUUUAGCAUUACAAGUUUCCAGACCCAGGCAUUUUUGCAAUCCAUAAUCGCUCAGACACGACAAAUUCCUCCAACCGGAGUCGCGCGACCGCACAGCUGCACCAGAUGUUACAACAAAAUAGCAGCAGCAGCAAUCCAAACUAUCCCUCCCAAGUGCAAAGUUACAACAACAUCAACAACGCUUCUGGCUCUGCUGUUGUUACUAGUAACAAAUCUAGUGGACACGUGUCGCCCAUCAUGAGCACAGGAGCAUCGCCCAUCAUCCCCAUUCCCGGCGCGCGGCUACAGGAUUCGCGGCGGCACUCGAUGGCGCGGCAGGAAAUCUUGACAGGGUCGGCCGGGAAAAGGGAUUUUAGGAUACGCGAAGAGGGGGACACUUCGGAAACAUCGACGAGUUCUGAUGAGUCCUUCGUUAGCAAACGGGAGGCGCAGGAUCGGCAGGGUGAGGAGAAGUCGUAGGACAGAAAGAGGCCGGAUCAUAUUAUUUCUUCGGAAAAAUCUUGUUUUCCCCUUGAAGAAGAUAUUUUUCUCUUUGAGUGCUUUAUUCGCUUAUAGUUACCCCAAUAUCAACUCCCACACACGCUCAUCCCGAAACCCAAAAAAUGUUCGUAUAAUUCCCUCUCACCUCUAUCCCCCAAUCGAUUUUUUCGAAUUCACGUCCUUUUAUCAGGACCCGCCCAGUCGGGCUGUGUUUUUCGAUUUUUUCCACAUAAGUGCUAUACCAUAUUACCAAAGCCACUGUGUAUCGUUCAGAAGUACAACUAUCCCGAAGAACACGGGGGUAUCAGCCUGUGGCCCGUGAUUUAAG
Molecule: messenger RNA, 3548 nt
Organism: Amoebophrya sp. A120
Lineage: Eukaryota; Dinophyceae; Syndiniales; Amoebophryaceae
Source: the annotation of a GenBank genome assembly